This is a messenger RNA of Perognathus longimembris pacificus (Pacific pocket mouse), 806 nucleotides long. RefSeq names its product adenine phosphoribosyltransferase (gene Aprt). Bases 42 to 584 code for a protein of 180 amino acids. Gene Ontology annotation, biological process: AMP salvage; adenine salvage. The transcript is spliced from 5 exons. Gene Ontology annotation, cellular component: cytoplasm. Gene Ontology annotation, molecular function: adenine binding; AMP binding; adenine phosphoribosyltransferase activity. The record is from RefSeq and is a predicted model, not a curated record. NCBI's taxonomy places the organism in Eukaryota, Metazoa, Chordata, Mammalia, Rodentia, Heteromyidae.
CUCCCGCUUCCCCCCAGCGUCCCCCACCUCACCACGCCGCUAUGGCGGACUCGGAGCUGCAGCUGGUGGCGCGGCGCAUCCGCAGCUUCCCCGACUUCCCCAUCCCCGGCGUGCUGUUCAGGGACAUCACGCCGCUCCUGAAAGACCCCGACUCCUUCCGCGCCUCCAUCCGUCUCCUGGCCGGCCACCUGAGAGCCACGCACGGCAGCCGGAUCGACUACAUCGCAGGCCUGGACUCCAGGGGCUUCCUGUUUGGCCCCUCGCUGGCCCAGGAGCUGGGGCUGGGCUGCGUGCUCAUCAGGAAGCGAGGAAAGCUGCCGGGCCCCACCGUGUCUGUCUCCUAUGCGCUGGAGUACGGCCAGGCUGAGCUGGAAAUCCAGAAGGAUGCCCUGGAGCCCGGGCAGAAGGUGGUGGUGGUGGAUGACCUGCUGGCCACUGGUGGAACGAUGCGAGCAGCCUGUGAGCUGCUGGGUCAGCUGCGAGCCGAGGUGCUGGAGUGUGUGACCCUCGUGGAGCUGACCUCGCUCAAGGGCAGGGAGAAGCUGGGGCCGGUGCCCUUCUUCUCUCUCCUGCAAUAUGAGUGACCGGACACCAUCUCAAACCCACCUUCACCGGCGUGGGACAAGACUGGCUCAGCCUCUGUGCCUUAAGUGACCUCCGAGGAACCCUGCAGUAACCAGUGACCUUUUACCUGUGGGGCUCCCGUUGUCAUAGCCACCGCAGGGCCUUCCUGAAGUCCCAGGAGCAGACACCUGCUCCAGGUCCAGGAACAAACAGCAGUGUCACAGUAAAGAGCUCCUGCACAC